CUUUAAACUGAGCUUCAACAGCAAAUCUGCUAUUUGCACAUAAACCCAAAGUGGACUUUGAGAGGAAGUCAAGCUUGUCGUACUCUAGUCAAAGGGUAACAUUUGAUAUAAUCUCACGACACAAACCGAGAACCACACUGAAGCAGAAAAUGGCUUUUAGAGCGGACGCCACUGCAGCGUCUUGUUCAAAAGCUCUCACAGCUUUUGUUGAAGAUGGAAAAGCUCUGCUGGACCUCGCCAAGAAGGAGAGCGGUGAAGGCUCACUACUGGAAUUCAUCAGGCAGAAAAUCCGCAUAGAGCAACAACAGUCACUGCUGGGUCUGAUUGAAGCUGGUGCAGCUUUGUACAGAAGUUUGUGUGUUCAAAGGAAAAAGGAUGCAGAGGACCUGUGGAGAAAAAGCACUCACCGUGCAACUCUGCAGGGCGCUUUGCAGGACUUUCAGGAAUUAGAAGUGCAGUGGGAUGCCUUUCUGCAACAUUUGGAUGAUGAGUUACAGCUAGCUGUUCAAACACUGGAUGAUACCGAGCAGAUCAAAUGUAUUUCACCUGAUACAUCUCUAAUCGACGCCAGAACAGGAGAAAAAGUGACGUUAGAGAAAUAUUUUGGGAGAGGUCAAAAGAUCCUGCUGGUGUUGAUCCGUCAGUUCUCCUGUCUACUGUGCCGUCUCCAUCUGAAAGAGCUGGAGAAACAUCAGUGCUCCCUGGAUUCACACUCAAUUCAAGUGUUGGUCAUUUCAUUUGGCUGUCAGGAGGGAGCUUCACACUGGCUGAAGGAGACCGGCUGUCAGUACGACAUGCUUUUGGAUUCUGACAGAAAGAUGUACACGGCAUUCGGCCUUGGAGCAUCGUUGAAGAAAGUGUUGAGCUUCAGUAACAUGCUGCUCUAUGCUGAAUAUGUGGUGGACAACAUGGAAUUUCCAAGAGGCCUUCCCUCCAUUCAAGACGACAUGUUUCAGCUGGGAGGCGACUUUGUUUUGGACGAACAUGGGAGGGUGCUGUUCUCUCACUGCUGUCAGAGUCCCAUAGACAGACCCUCAGUGGAGGACAUUUUAUCUGGACAAUAAAAAUAUAACACUCCUUAAUGAACAAUACUGGUUAAAUUUAGGAGAACAGAAACAGGUUUUUUCAACCGAAAACAUCUUGUACCAGUGUCAAAAAUAAGAGUUUGUUUUGCCAAGCUGUAAGCUGAUGCUAGGAAAAUCAGCCUAAUGCAAAAAAGAGAAAGGUUUAAUCUAUACAAAAUAAUAAUGAGCAAAUAAAGUCUUCCUUCUUAAACAAAAUGUAUUAUCCCAUUUCAAAUAAAUUGUGGAUUCAAUUGAAUUUAACACAAGUAUUUUAAUGAUAGCUGAGCAAAAUACAUAUGUAUUGAAUCUUUCCAUUUCUACUGGGGUUAUUCCUCAGGUCUAGAAGAACACUCAUAUAGUCCCACUGCAUAAGGGUGUGGAUAAAACAAAUUUAAAUAACUAUUGGCCCAUUUCAAAACUAUUGUGUGUGGAUAAGGUCUUAGAAACAUUAGAUAAGUAUCAGCUCAAAUCAUUACUCUGUAGUCCUAUCUUGGGUCCAAAUCAAUCUGGCGUUGGAGCUAAUCCCACUGUUUGUCUUUCACUUAUAUGUUAUACAAGAGACAGCAAUGUGUGUUUGACGUGAUAAUCAUUCUGUGGGUUUGCCAUUGUCAGAAGGGGUUCCACAAGGUUCAAUACUGGGUCCUUAUUUAUUUACAAUGUAUGUCAACAAUAUUACUUCUGCUAUCACAAAUUGUAACACCCAUCUUUAUGUUGAUGAUACAGUUCUGUACUGCUUUGCUAACGCUGCAUAUUCAGCCAUGGAAAUCUCCCAGCAAGCAUUCGAUCAAUCAAUAAAAACUUUUUUUGUUUAAUCUGAAA
Messenger RNA from Labrus mixtus (cuckoo wrasse), 1883 nucleotides. RefSeq lists its product as uncharacterized. The record is from RefSeq and is a predicted model, not a curated record. The transcript has 9 exons. The coding region runs from base 150 to 1064 and encodes 304 amino acids. Lineage: Eukaryota; Metazoa; Chordata; Actinopteri; Labriformes; Labridae.